AUGAUAGACCAACAGAUCCCAGAAGGCUUCCUGAGAUCCCCAGCCACAAACGCAACCCUCCACAAACUCGAUUUCGAGCACACAACCCCGCCAAUACCUUCAUACAAAGGUCACUUUGCUGCCAUAGUGGACAAUCUCUUGACUGAAUCAGAAUGCAAAGAGCUUCUCCGUUUAGCAGAACAAUCAACAAGAACUCCACUGCCAGAUGCCACCCUCUCGGACCCCGCAUGGGAACACGCAAUGAUCAAUGCCGGCGGCGGUAGACAAGUGAUGUCUGUCGACUCGCGCAAGAGCGGACGGAUUAUAUUAGAUUCCCACGAUCUGGCAGGCAGAAUCCUGGAUCGACUUAUGCCUUUUAUGCGUGAAUGCGAACUCGACCGCGUUCAGAGCAGACCACUGGUCACGGGUCUUGGGCCAGCAAAACGGGGCGAAGUGCUCCGUCUCAGCCGGUUGAAUGAGCGUCUUCGGUUCCUGCGGUAUGAGGGUGGAGAUUACUUCCGGCCUCAUUGGGAUGGGUGUUUUACUACGCCCGAUGGGCUGGAGAAGUCACUUUAUACUAUUCAGAUUUAUUUGAAUGGAGAUGGGGAGCAGGAUAUGACGGAGCUAAAGCCUCACAUUGAGCGGAUGGAGAAGACGAAGUAUUUGUUUGCAAAUAAUGGAGAGAUCGAUCUUGCUGCGGUCGGGUUAGAGGAGGAGCAAACUGGUGAUGGGAGUUCAGGUUCGGCUGCAGAGUCACAGCAGAGUGGUGAGACUCUGCUAGGUGGUGCAACAUCCUUCAUGGCUGGGCUCAACUCCAAGGAAUCGGUUCGGAUCUUUCCAAAGACAGGAUCUGUUCUCAUCUUCCAGCAGAGGAACUUGUUCCAUUGUGGAGAUGAUGUGUUUAGAGGUGUGAAAUAUACCCUACGGACGGAUGUCCUGUAUGCUGCCGAGUAG
Messenger RNA from Penicillium coprophilum, 933 nucleotides. RefSeq lists its product as uncharacterized. Gene Ontology annotation, molecular function: iron ion binding; procollagen-proline 4-dioxygenase activity; L-ascorbic acid binding. The record is from RefSeq and is a predicted model, not a curated record. Gene Ontology annotation, biological process: peptidyl-proline hydroxylation to 4-hydroxy-L-proline. Lineage: Eukaryota; Fungi; Ascomycota; Eurotiomycetes; Eurotiales; Aspergillaceae. The transcript has a single exon. Bases 1 to 933 code for a protein of 310 amino acids. Gene Ontology annotation, cellular component: endoplasmic reticulum.